Molecule: messenger RNA, 1662 nt
Organism: Monoraphidium neglectum
Lineage: Eukaryota; Viridiplantae; Chlorophyta; Chlorophyceae; Sphaeropleales; Selenastraceae
Exons: 3
Coding region: 1-1662 (553 amino acids)
Source: RefSeq, a predicted model, not a curated record
AUGCGGAGCCUCGCCGCCGCGCGGGCCGAGGUUCUGGGCGGCGCGGGGGAGCUGCGGGGUCAGGUUGAGGCGUGCGCGGGGGAGGUGCGGCGGGCGCUGGCCCUGGCGCAGGCAGGGGCGGAGGCGGCGCGGCGGGCGUGGCAGCAGGAGGGGGUUGUGGGGGCGGCGGACGUCGCGGGGCUGCAGCGUGACCUGGAGGAGGUCAGGCUGCAGGCCUCGGCGGCGGAGUGCCAGCUGGCGGCCCUCGAGCAGAAGCUGGCCGCCGCCCAAGCGGAGAAACGGCGCCUCCACGCCUCUGUGGAGCUGCGUGAGCGGCAGCUUCUCGGCAGCCGCCGGGAGGCCGCGGAGGCGUCCGCUGCCGCCGAGCGCGCCCGUGCCGAGGCCAGGCGCGCGGCGGAGCUGCUGGCAGACGGCGAGGCCCGGGCGGAAGAGGAGCGGGCGGGGCGGGACGCGGCGGCAGGCGCGGCGGAGGCGGAGGCGGAGGCGCUGCGAAGCGAGUGUCAGGCGGAGCGCGAGGCGGCGUCGGGGGCGCGCGCGGAGGCGGAGGCGGCGGCAGAGGAGGCGCGAGGGCUGCGGGGGCAGCUGGACGCGUCCGCGGCCGCGUGCGGGCGGCUGGAGUGCGCCGCGGGGGCCGCCGUCGCGGGGCGCCUGGCGCAGCUGCGUGCCGCAUUCCUCCCAUCCCGAGACGAGGGCGGCGGCGGCGGCGUGACAGCGGCAAGGGAUGGCACUGCGGGCGUGGGGGCGGCGGCGGGGCGGCCCAUCCCUGGUCCGGCCGUGUGUGAGGGUGCGGACGCUUCAGCAGAGCUGAUGCUGUUGGAGCAGAGCCUGGCCAACGCGUCGGCGUCGGCCGCCGCGCGGGAGCAGCAGCAGCUGCAGCAUCUGCUGUCGCUGCUGCCCGACUCGCCCCGGUCUUCCCUGGUGUCUUCAGGGCACGGCGGCAGCGGCGGCUGCGGGCCGGGCAGCGUGCGCAGCAGCAGCUGCGGCAGCCCGAGGGGCGCCGCGAGGGGGGAGGGCAUGACGGCGCAGCUGCUUCGCGCGAUGGCCGGGGAGAAGCGCCAGCUGGCGCGGCGGCUGAAGAGGCUGCAGCAGCAGCAGCAGCAGCAGCAGAGGCUGCAGCAGCAGCAGCAGCAGCAGCAGCAGCAGCAGCAGCAGCAGCAGCAGCAGCAGCAGCAGCACCAGCAGCAGCACCAGCACCAGCACCAGCACCAGCACCAGCACCAGCAGCAGCACUCUUGGCAGGGUCUGCCCUGCUCUCGCUCCUUCACACUGCCCGCCGGACCACCUGCAACAGGCUGCGGCGGCUGGCAGCCCUUCGGGACCUCCGCUGCUGGUCGGGAGGUCCCCGGCCCGUGUGCUGCGCAGCCGGCAGCACCGCCGGCCGCCUGGGGCGCCCUGCCCGCAGCCGUGCCCGAGGAUUGCAGUGGGGAGGAGGUCGAGUCGCUGCUGCUGGCCCUUGAGGCGUAUUGCCCGGAGGGUGCGGCAGGCGCCGCCGCCGCCCCACCCGCCGCGCCCCACGCGUCCGGGCCGCCCGGAAGCGCCGCCGGACGGCGCGAGUUUCAGCAGCAGGCGGGGCAACAGAGAGGCGCGUGGGGCACCGGCACAAGGCCUAAGGCUGAAGCGCGCAACAAGCGCGCACGCGCGCAUGUGUAUGCGUACGCGUGA